Molecule: messenger RNA, 3091 nt
Organism: Drosophila sulfurigaster albostrigata
Lineage: Eukaryota; Metazoa; Arthropoda; Insecta; Diptera; Drosophilidae
Gene: dpr18
Exons: 6
Coding region: 233-2050 (605 amino acids)
Biological process (GO): synapse organization
Cellular component (GO): neuron projection membrane
Source: RefSeq, a predicted model, not a curated record
UCUCUAAUUGCAGUUACGUAGACAAAACCAAACCCACACACAAAGUAAGGGAGGACAAAAAAAAAAGCCAGCAAAGCCGAUCAAUUGCAAAACGCUGCCCGGGAGGAGGGUGGAGAGAGGUGGGGAGAGGGGAGAAAAGAGGCGAAGAGAGUUCAUUUGUUUGAAAUACAAUGAAGGUUUCGGAUUACCAUACCAGACCAGAAUAUCAAAGUCACGUCAUCCCGUGCAAAGGAUGAGGCGUUCAAGAGUUAAUAGCGCAUCAUUAGCAUCAGCAUCAAUCGCGGCCCAAACGCAGCUCUCACAGCUCUCCCACCGCCAUCAUCCAGAGACAACAACAACAACAACGACAACAACAACAACAACAGCAACAACAACAAGAAGGCAGCAUCAACAUCGAAACGAACUUCGAUUGACUGAAUUGAGGAGAUUGCGGAGACUGAGAGAGAGCAAGAGAGAAAGUCAAGGUCUCAAUCUGAUUCGAUUGCUUGCGGUUGUCGCUGUGAUUGGACAACGUUUUGCUUUGGGCACAACAGAGACGACAGCAGCUGGAACAUCAACGUCUGUGGCCAUCGAACAUAGUCGGAGCAAUAAUCACAACAAUACGGAGAAUAAUUUCUAUUUUGAUGAGCAUAAUACGACAAAAACAAUAACAUUCAUUCCUGUGGACACGUUGACCACAAUUCCGGACGUUGGCCAGAUGCCAGAUGCAACAACAACAACAACAACAACUAUAACAACAACAACAGGAAGCACAACAGCAGGAAGAACAACGGCACAAGUUGCACUGACAUCGGAACAACCAUCGAUGAGAGACCAAACAAUUGGAAUUAUCAAUAGCAACAACAACAACAAUAAUCAUCAUCAUCAUAGCACAACAAUUAAAAGUUCAUUGGUCACGGGAUUAGCGACAGCAUCGUCAUCAUCAACAUCAUCAUCAUCAUCCUCCUCAUCCUCAUCAUCAUCAUCGUCGUCGACAACGACGAAAAGUGCUCGGAGCACAGCAAAGCAACCAAACGAUUCAACAAAGUCACGCAAUCAUUGGGCAUUUGGAGGCGCCCCCGAUGCGGAACGUUCGCGGACAUUUCGCAGCAAGUAUCAUCAUGAGAACCACUACGGUCCCUUCUUCGAGGAACCCUCCACCCAAAUUGAUCCCGGCAAGACGCUGGUCGCCGCCGUGCAUCUCUUCACCGAAGCCGUGCUCAAUUGUCGCGUCGGCAUGUUGAAGGACAAAACUGUCAUGUGGGUUAGAAGGACCACCGAGAAGGUCUCCCUGCUCACCGUUGGCAAUGUGACGUACAGUGGAGAUCCGCGCAUUCGUGUCAAAUUCCAAUAUCCAAACAAUUGGCGUUUGCUCAUCAAUCCCACCCAGCGGGAAGAUGCUGGCAUCUAUAUGUGUCAGGUUUCAACGCAUCCGCCGCGGGUCUUUACCACUAACCUCACCAUAUUGGAGCCACCGUUACGCAUUAUUGAUGAACAUGAACGAGGCGUCGGUGAUCGGUAUUAUAAAUCGGGCAGCACCGUCGAUCUGCAGUGCCAAAUCUCUCGAAAUUUCUUUCAAAAGGAACGCAACAACAUCUUCAAAUCAACCGAAUCGGGCAAACUGAACGAUACGGGCAACGAGCUGAAUCUGAAUUUGAAUUUGAAUUUGAUCAGCGAUGCCAACCAAACGCAUACGACUUUCACCAGCCAAGAGCUGGAGAAAUACUUUACUAAUUUUAUUACCUGGGCCAAGGACGAGGAGCCACUUCAAGCACUGACCAAUAGACGAUCUAGCGUAUCCGAUAAAUGGCUGACUAGCCGCAUUUCCAUACCAGAAGCCAAACUCUCAGACAGCGGCAAUUAUUCAUGUUCACUCGGCAGACUUUUUACAGUCAUUGUUCAAGUCCAAGUUCUUACAGGGGAAUUACCGGCUGCAGUGCAACAUAAUUUAGCUCGUAAAUCUGGCAGCUGUUUGCUAUUAUCCUGGAGUCUUUUCAUCAUUGUGAUUUGCUUCUACAUGCUCAAAAAUCAUUCUUCGCAAUUUCAUUCGAUCAAAAUGUUGAGUGCUUAAGAUAAGGAAUUGCCAAAAAAAAAACAUAAUUGCCAUAAAACAAAAAACAAAAAACAUAAAACAUUCUAAUACAAUUUUGUCAAACGCAUUCGACAUUGUCCAAAGCAGCAUCUGAUAUUCGUAUAUACAUCUUAUUCAAGAACAAGAAAAAAACCAAAAAGAGAAGAAAACAUCAUAAAAUGAAGAAACAUAUAUACAUAGGGAUUUUCUAUAUCAAUUUACACGACUUCCACAUUCACAUUUUGAAUUCCUAUAAUAAAGUCCUUGAGUCAAGUCGCAAAUUAUUCUUUUGUCUUUAGUAGCAGAAAUCCGUUUAUAAAACAAAAAAACAAAAAACGAAAAAAAACACAAAACACACUUGACAAGAACUUGCCCAACUUUCUUAUCUACCAUAUAUGUUACUAAUUAUAUUAUAGAAAAAUACAAGAACAACAACAAAAUUAAGAAAUUUGUAUAAAAAAAAAACGAAAACAACAAAAAAUAUAAAUGAGUUAAGAUUUGUUAUAACAGAACUAUUCGGAAUUUCGAAACUGAGGAAUUCUCGAAUUGAUCUGAUUCUGUUGGGUUCGAUGUGUAAGUAAGAGUUAAACUAUCACUUACAUAAAUUAAGCUAUUAUUUGAAGUAUUUUUUAAGUAAAGUUUUUGUUUAGCUUUUUUUUUGUGUGAUUUUUGGCCAGAUUAGUAUGUUUGUAAAUAUUGUAAAAUGUCAAGACGUUAAGGCGAUAAAUAAAAAUGUGUAAAACCUGUGUGUACUUUACAUAAUCCUAACAUUUUAAUCCUCAUUCCACUAGCCCAAAUUAUAUUUACAACAACAACAAGAACAACAAAAAACAUAUUAUUGUAUAGUUAAAAUGAAUUUUCAAUUGAUUUGUAUACAUCACUUAGUUAAUGGUAACCAUUACAAAAACAAAAACAAAAACAACAACCCAAAACCAAACAAAAUAUUGUUAAAUUGCGGUAAUUGUGAAUUGUCAUGAUUGUCGUCAUGCUAUAUUACAAGUAAAUCAAAAUACAUACUUUCAAAUAUAAGAACCAUUCAAA